UAUGUAGCAAGCUAACUACUGCUACUGUGUACGUUGUGAUUUAGAUUUUCACAAACUGCGAUUUUCAUUUUAUUUUCUGGCAUAAGUUGCUGGAAUUUAGUAGGUGAAUAUAAUUAGGGUGUAAUGUAAGAACAAUGGUAUAAUUGUAUAAUGGUAUAAUUGUUUAUAAGUUGUAGUGUUUUAGGAUGCAAAAGUCGCACUGAACGAAAAAUUUGUGGAAUAACUUUUCACUCGUAAGUACUAAUUCAAAUUGAAGAUAAAAUACAAUGCUGUGAUCAUAUUUAAGGCGUUUAGGAAGGAUUUUUAAUGCGUAUUGAGGAAUACAUUUAGAAAAAGUCUGUGUUUUCAUUAAUUUUGCAAAAUCAAGAUAGGUUAUGUGUUGACAAUGUAGUAAAAUUUAACUUCCCAGUUAGUAAUAAACAUUGAUUGCAAUUUUUUUAGAUUUCCCUUUAAUACUGUGACAAAAUCGAAAUGGCUAGAGGCCACUGGAAGGCAAAACUGGCAGCCAACAAAGUAUUCCAAAAUAUGUUCAAUUCAUUUUAAUGCUGAUGCAUUCAUAUUUACUAAAAAAUUGUACUACUAAAAACAAAUUCAGUGCCAGUAAAAUAUAUACAUGUAAGUUUUGUAUCUUUUUCAGCUGCUUACUAUGAAUUGCAUUGCUUGAUAACUCAAAUUAACAGUUUCAAAAUGAUACAGAUGAAGCGUUCAGGGGAAAAUGGUGAACCAAGUUGUAUUAAAGACGAAGGCCACAUUUUGGUAACAUCUAAUAUGGAGCAGAGUACCGAUGCCAGGAAGUAUAACGAUAGCAAAAAUUCGACACAACAAGAUAAAAUACUUAAUGUGUGUCGAAUUUGCCUGGCAACUGACAGAAAAAUGUACACUCUAUACCGGAGUAGUCUCAGAACAUGUUAUGAAGAUUGCACAGGUUUAAAGGUCAACCUAACGGACGGAUUGCCCAAAAUGCUGUGCUGGGAAUGCAGGCAUAGACUUGUCUCGUGUAGAAAAUUCGUGGAUCGCGCGAAGCACGCGGAUAUGGUGCUGAGGAAGCUGAUCGGUGGUGGAUGUUAUUUAAGCUUUAACAGGCUUAAAUCGAUCGACACGCAAAAGGAGAACUUAAAGUCAAAUCUUUCUCAAAUAAUACGUCCGCCAAAUCAUUUCGACAUAGAUUUACUCGAAAUCGGUCUAUCCGAAUGUACGAACAUACAAUUUGAAGCAGAUACGCAAACAGAUUCAUUAAAACGUAUAGACACACUAACAGAAAUUGAUGUAAAGGAAGGAAUUGUCGAUGAUGAAAAAAACGAACAUGCAAAUUUUGAACAAUCCGAAAUUUAUUCACCUGAAUAUCUAGAUGAGUAUGAAUUGGAUAUGACAGAUAGUGAUUUAGAUCUAAACGAAGAUGAAUCUAAAGAUGCAUUACAACUUAUAAAGAAGCCGACAAAAACCGAAACAAAAGAAGAAAUGAACUGUGAAUCAAAUGAACAUGCAAAUUUUGAACAAUCCGAAACUUAUUCACCUGAAUAUCUAAAUGAGUAUGAAAUGGAUAUGAAGGAAAGUGAUUUAGAUCAAAACGACGAUUCUAUAGAUACAAUAAGAUAUGUAGACACAUCGAUAGAAACUGGAGCAAAUGAAGAAAUUAUUAAUGGAUUAGACGAACAUGCAAAUUUUGGGCAGUUCAAAACUAAUUCACCUGAAUAUCUAACUGAUUAUGAAACCGAUACGAAAGAAAUUGUUUUAGAUCUAAACAAAGGUGUGUCUAUACGUCCAGUAAAACAUGUAGAGAUACCAAUAGAAACUGAUGAAUGGAUAAAUCAUAGACAGUCCGAAAUUGAUUCACUUGAAUCUACGACAGAUGAUGAAUUGGAUAUCAAGGAAACUGUUUUAGAAAACGUUUCUACUGAUAACAAAUAUAGAGAAAUAAAAAAUGUUAAACUGUGUGCCGGAAAGAAAAUGCAAAAGGAAAACAUGAAUGGGACUAACGUAGACAUAAAAAGGAAAUCAAAGGCUACAGUGCUGGACCCGGCAGUGUUUACUAUCAUUAAUUUGUCAUACAGUGAGCAAAUUAGAGAAAUCACGAAAAGGAAAGAGAGCGACAACUAUAAAUACUCCGAGUAUAAAUGUGCAGAGUGUUACAAAGGCUUUCUUGAGGAAGACAUAUACAAACUUCAUAUGUUACGACAUUCAAAUAAAUUCGGCAACUACAUUUGCGGUAUCUGCAAGGUCCAUUUCAACAAACGACGUGCACUAUGCAGACAUAUUACAAUUCACACGCAGAAGUUCAGCUGCAAACACUGUCCCUAUGUUACCACCGGAAAGAAAACCGCGAAGCUGCACGAAGCCUACCAUAACGGCACGGUAUACAAUUGUGAGCAGUGCCCGGAAACUUUUGUCAAAUUAACCACGUACCUGGGUCAUGUGCGAAUAAAGCACCCGUCAGACUAUGUGUGUGAGUUGUGCGGGAACUCCUUCAUCGGCAGGAAUGGAUUAGCGCAGCACAAGAAGUUGAAGCAUCGCUUCGAUCGACUGGCGUUAGCAGAUGAUGGUCCGUCCUGCAAGGAGUGCGAUAUCCAGUUCGCUACAGAAGGUGCAUUGAAGAAACAUUUGAAAUUGUCAAGCAGACAUAAAAUAGUACUGGAGCCAGAUCGAAAGCGUGGAAGACCGACCGACUAUGAUUGGAGCGAUAACGCAGAGUCACCGAAUGAAAAGAGAAAAAAGCGCGACCAUGAGCUGGAAACGCCCAUAUCUUGUGAGCAGUGUGAAAUGCAACUGGCGGACUAUACUUCGUACUACCGACACUUCAGGAGUGCGCACCCGGGCAAGAAUCGAACCAACUACGCGUCGAAGGAUACCCACUGUAUGUGCGAGGUGUGCGGCCGGAUGUUCAAGAGUCCAGCGUUGCUCAACGAUCACAGUUUGGUCCACUCGGGGUUGAAGCAAUUCGAGUGCCCUCAGUGCCACAAGGUGUUCCCGCGCCGAUACAGUUUGGUGAACCAUAGGCGACUGCAUCGAAGAUCGAAGCCGACCCACCAGUGUGGCGUUUGCAACAAGAUGUUCAGCAACGCGUUCAACUUGAAACGACAUAAGAAUAUCCACACCGGCUUGAAACCGUUCAAGUGUGAGAUAUGCGAGAAAUGCUUUAAGGAUCUCCAUGAGAAGCGGCUCCAUUUUACAUACGUUCAUCUGAAGAAGCCGUGGCCGAAACGCACGAAAAAGAAGCCGACUAAUUCGCGACAGCACCCGUCAGAAUAAUACGCUAUUUUUCAAGUCUACUCUAACUCUGUCUGGGUUGCCCAUCUGUGAGAGCAAGAUCGAUUCAUCGGUACACACAUAAAGUUGAAGUUAUUAGUUUUUUUUAAACAAAAUCGAAACUAUGAUACUAAUAAUUGUAUUUGUACCAAUAAGUGAUGACUUUGGUGUUCUGUAAAAGGAGUUUUAAAGAUUCUUUAGUUUUAAUAAAGGAAUUUAAACACUGCACAACUUAAGAAAUGGUGUGCGUAAUUCAUUAUUUGUAAGGAAAAUUGUAAAUAAAUAUCUAAGAAAACC
Messenger RNA from Parnassius mnemosyne (clouded apollo), 3540 nucleotides. The record is from the annotation of a GenBank genome assembly. NCBI's taxonomy places the organism in Eukaryota, Metazoa, Arthropoda, Insecta, Lepidoptera, Papilionidae.